UGCGUGCGUGAUGAUGACGAGAGAGAGGUUGGCUUAUUAUCUCAUACAAGACCCCAGACAGACAGUUGGUGUAGGUCCUCCCACCGCCGUCUGCCUAUUUAUACGGUUAUACACGCGGCCGCGGGUCGUGAUAGAGGACGCGGCUUGGAGACAGAGAUAAAUCACAACGCGUGCCGGCUUUGGCCCAGGCUGCAGCCAUGCCACUUCUGGAAGAGACGACUCUGCCACAAGACCACCCUCCCACGGUCCCUGUGGUCAUCAUAGGCAACGGGCCAUCAGGUAUCUGUCUGUCCUACCUGCUGAGUGGAUACAAGCCCUACUUCGACUCAGCAACUGUCCACCCAAACCCAAUACUGUACAGAAAACUGCAGGAGACCAAGCAACUCGCCAUCACUGAACAAGACCUGGAAUAUCUGAGUGAAGGGCUUGAGGGAAGAUCAAGCAACCCGGUGGCAGUGCUUUUUGAUACACUGCUGCACCCCAAUGCUGACUUUGGCUAUGAGUUCCCUUCUGUGCUUCAGUGGAGGAGAGACAAGCAGCAGCACAUCCCACACGUGGUUCUCGGGAGGGCGACACCUGGAGGAGCGUGGCAUGCAAUGGAGGGUUCGAUGCUCACUAUAAGUCUUGGCAUCUGGAUGGAGCUUCCUGGGGUCAACUACAGAGACUUAACCGGUGGGAAACGCAGGGAUGCGACCAGUGAUAGGGCCACCCCAGAAGAGAUCUCCUCUUAUUACCGUAACUACGUGAAGCUAAAGGGGCUCCAAAAACAUUUUGUUGACAACACUUAUGUGACCUCCGUCCAGAAACUCUGUCGGGGGAAUGAGGGGGAAAGUGUGGAGAAUGGGAGCCCUGUUGAAGGAGAUGGAGGGGUGGGAGAUGGCGUUAAUGAGGGACUUGAGGGAAAUAGAGGAGAAUGUGUAAACAGUGGAGGAGGGGCGGCUCUCUGGGAAGUCAGGGGAUACCAGCAGGUGCAGAAUGACACGCAUGUGCCCUUUUCCCUGUUUGCUGAAAAUGUCGUCCUGGCCACUGGUGCGUCUGAUGCGCCAGUUCGAUUAGGCGUAGAGGGGGAGGAUCUACCUUUUGUGUUCCACAGCAUCUCAGACCUCGGCUUGGCUGUGAGUCGACGGAAACUGGACAUGAACUCCGAUCCGGUUCUGAUCGUAGGUGCUGGCUUGAGCGCAGCCGAUGCAGUUCUGUGUGCUUGCAGCAGCAACAUUAGAGUGCUGCACGUGUUCCGUAAGGGCACCGACGACCCAGACCUCAUCUUUAAGCAACUGCCCAAAACCCUGUACCCAGAAUACCAUAAAGUCUACAACAUGAUGUGCUCCCAGACCUACAAAAACGUGGCUCCCUCCUCUGCCCCAAACAGACCCCAGUCAGUUAGCAUUGCCUCUUCAGUUUGUGCCAAGAUGUGCCCAAAGCCCCAGCUGGCCACCGGCAGCGUGGCUGGUAAUGAUAGUGUCGGCCUGUUUCCUGACUACACAAGUUUCUCCGACCACUGUGUGGUGUCCUUCCAGUCUGACAUGAAGUGUUUGCUGCAAGGGAACAACUCCCUCAAGGCCUUCAAGAUCUCCAUGGCCCUGGUACUGAUCGGGACCAACCCAAACUUGUUUUUCUUAAAGGGGCAGGGCCAGUACCUUGGUCAGGAUCCAACAAAGCCCAUCUCCUGCAAGCAAAACCCCAUUGACAUAGACCCCUACACUUUUGAGUGCACCAAGGAACCAGGUCUGUUUGCGAUGGGGCCAUUGGUGGGAGACAACUUUGUUCGCUUUUUAAAGGGUGGCGCGCUGGGCAUUGCUUCAUGUCUGCUCAAGAGACUCAAGAGCAAAGGGAAGCUCAUCAGCAAUGGAGGAAACAACUUCAUUUGAAAUGGUCAGAAAAGAUUGGCGCGGUGGUCUCAAGGCACCGAUU
Molecule: messenger RNA, 1911 nt
Organism: Salarias fasciatus (jewelled blenny)
Lineage: Eukaryota; Metazoa; Chordata; Actinopteri; Blenniiformes; Blenniidae
Gene: osgin2
Product: oxidative stress induced growth inhibitor family member 2
Exons: 6
Coding region: 198-1868 (556 amino acids)
Biological process (GO): negative regulation of cell growth
Molecular function (GO): growth factor activity
Source: RefSeq, a predicted model, not a curated record